Molecule: messenger RNA, 324 nt
Organism: Effrenium voratum
Lineage: Eukaryota; Dinophyceae; Suessiales; Symbiodiniaceae
Source: the annotation of a GenBank genome assembly
AUGCGCUAUGCUUGCAAGUCCUGCGCCUCCCAUGACGUGUGCGAGUCCUGCUACGACGCCUGGGCGGGCGGCGCAGGGGUCAUGCCCAACAAGCUGGCGAAGCAGACGCUGAGCACCAACGCCGCAGAUCACUCCUUCAAGCUCUACAAGGAUCAGACCUUCAAGUCUGUCGUGAAGUCCACGGGUGGCCCCACGGCGAAGUCAGCACCCAAGCUGAAGCCCAACGAUAAUUGUGCCCUGGCAAAUUCUGCACUGCUUGUUGGGUGUCACGCUUGUUUUGUUGUUUGUGUUUCUGUGCUGGUUCAAGCAAAACCAUGCAGAUGA